Pyrenophora tritici-repentis Pt-1C-BFP is the source of this 1716-nucleotide messenger RNA. RefSeq names its product Arrestin-C multi-domain protein. Gene Ontology annotation, molecular function: ubiquitin protein ligase binding; protein-macromolecule adaptor activity. NCBI's taxonomy places the organism in Eukaryota, Fungi, Ascomycota, Dothideomycetes, Pleosporales, Pleosporaceae. The record is from RefSeq and is a predicted model, not a curated record. Gene Ontology annotation, cellular component: plasma membrane; cytoplasm; cytosol. Gene Ontology annotation, biological process: ubiquitin-dependent endocytosis.
AUGCCUCGCCCUGGUGUCGGAGUAUUCGGCAAACACGCCGCCCCUACCCUGGAGAUCAAGCCGGAGUCGCCCUUUGUUGUCUUCUAUGGAGAAUCGUCAGAGUCGCACGAAGCGGAGCUGAAGGGCAAGUUGGUUCUGAACAACCCAGAGUCCAUGUCAGUGAAGAACCUGCGCAUCACACUCACAGGCACCCGCAAAGUCUCAUGGCAUGUCACAAAUACGGUGAACCCGCAACCCAUUACCCAAAAGUCAAACUUCCUUGUCGACGAGCUGCACUUGUUCCCCGUCGAUGUCGGCACCAAGACGAAAGCGCACAAGCUGAAUGCUGGUUACCAUGAGUGGGACUUCAAGUUCAAGAUGCCCCCGAACAUCGACCAAAGCAUCGAGGGACUACCGACGAACUGGGUGGUUUAUAGUCUUAAGGCGUCAGUGGACAGAGGCUACAUGAGCAAGCAGCUCACUGCUAGCACGCACAUCCGCGUAAUUCGCACACUCGGCCGCGACAUGCUUGAAUCCAUGCCCAUGGAGCAGAUCAACGAGGAUAUCUGGGCGAAUAAGCUCGCAUACAAGAUUACCGUUCCCCAGAAGAACUAUAUCGUGGGCACCAGCAUCACAGCAGACUUCGUCUUGAUUCCGCUGCGCAAGGGCGUUGUCAUAUCGACCAUCAAAAUGGAGCUGUUAGAGUCGCGCCAACUCUUCGCAGACUAUGCCGGACGGCGUAUUAGCCAUCAGCAGGAGAUGCAAGUCGCGGUGACCGAAGGCGAAAUGCCCGAGAACUCUGCGCAAACAGUUCCCGAAGGAACCGAAGAUCCGGAUGCUCUGUUUGACGAAUCCCACCGUUUUUCCAUGACGCUGCAUCUCCCAAAGUCGCUCAAGAGCUGUCGGCAAUCGGUGGAUACUGAGAACAUCCGGUUAUCGCACAAGUUGCGGUUAUACGUCAAUCUCAAGAAUCCGGAAGGUCACACGAGUCAGUUGCUGGUGAAGAACCACGUGCACCUGUUCAUCUCGCCAAACUUGCCUCCGAACGAGGACCAGAGUGUGGUGGUCGAUCAGAACAUCCUAAACCAGCAAGCGAUCCAGGACGAGGUCAACCAGAAUGCGCCUCCUACGUAUGGGCUGCAUCAACUAGACUCGCUUUACAACGACAUUGAUCCUUCUGGUUUCAUGACGCCAAGUGGUCAGUACAGCAUGAUGAACAGCGGCGCCAACACACCCUUCUACGCUCAGAGUAGACGCGGCUCAGCCGAGAAUCUCACAUCCCUGGAUGCGGCGGUGCAUCAGCCCGGUGGCGGUGCAUCAGCAUUGGCACUCCAGCACCGUCUUGCGAAUCUUAGCAUGAACCACGACGACCGAUCCACACGCAUCCAGCCAUCAAGACACUCAUCGGGUGAUAGUACACCCGCCAACAACGCCGAACCAGCCUACUUUGACCUGCCCACGUCAAAUUACGACAUGGACGCUCUAGCGCGAACACCCAGCUACAACACAGCUGUGCGCACGCCCAUUGGCUCAAGGACUCCUGGUGGCGUCGACAUGAUGCUUCCCAGCUACGAAAUCGCAACGUCAAGACCCAGCUCUCCAAACCGCAGUAGAGGCAGCAGAGGAACGACUCCUAGUCCGGCUCGCAGUCUGGACACGUUGAACGAGGAAACGUAUCGCAAUACGCAGAUGAAUAGUAGGAGGCAAAGCCCCAGAACUAGUGAUGAUGGAAGGUAA